This is a messenger RNA of Eufriesea mexicana, 3168 nucleotides long. RefSeq lists its product as uncharacterized. Bases 17 to 3106 code for a protein of 1029 amino acids. NCBI's taxonomy places the organism in Eukaryota, Metazoa, Arthropoda, Insecta, Hymenoptera, Apidae. Gene Ontology annotation, cellular component: plasma membrane. The transcript is spliced from 13 exons. The record is from RefSeq and is a predicted model, not a curated record. Gene Ontology annotation, molecular function: protein binding.
GUUCGUCUGCGUUCUUAUGGCGACGACGGUGCUUUCCUGUCGGCAAAGCGAGUUCCAAUGCGCCAACGGCCGCUGCAUCAGUCUGAACAACGUCUGCAACGUCGUCGACGACUGCGGCGAUGGCAGCGACGAGCCAAGGCAGUGUUCACCGUGCAAUAAGACGUACUAUGGAGACGUGGGCAAGACCUACGACCUGGAGCUCCAUCGACCAAAGGAGGAUAAGGUGCCUUACAUUUGCAAGCUCACCUUCAGCGCACCUGGUGGCGAUUUCGGCGACAUCGUGCAGUUGACGUUCGACAGCUUCACCCUAGGGAAAUUCGUGUCGUUCACGGCGAAGGGCUGCCCUGACGGGUCUCUGCAGAUUUCGGAGGCCCAACGACCGGACGUGGGCGGCCUCUGGUGCGGAACGUCCAUGGGGCCCGCGAUUUACUACAGCGAGACCCAGAGUGUCUCCAUCACGCUGAAGCUGUUCAGGCUCAGCAAGGAUCAGACGGGAUUCAAUUUCGACUUCAGGAUGGCGUACAAGAUGAUCAGGAAGUCGGACGCCGUGGUGCGCUAUGGGAAUCCGUUCGUUGCAAUAACACAAACGACGGGGCCCCCAACGUCGACAGAACCAACACUGUUGACGUCCUCGAGCGACUACACGAAUAGUUCGAUGGCCAUGCCGGUGCAGAUGGUGGAGCAUCCAUCGACCACGACGAAACCAAGUAGCGAGCAAUACCUCGGGGACCUGAUAUCCGGCACCUACUGUUCCCGCAUAUUCAGCGACUGCGACCAGAAGAAGUGCAGGCUACAGUCGCCCAACUUUCCCGGAUUGUACCCGCGCAAUCUCACCUGCUAUUAUGUGGUGAGACAGCACGACGUGCCACCCGGGAAACAUGCGUUAAUCUCGGUGAGACAGCCACGGGGCCAACUGGUGGCCAUAAGAUCGAGACCAGCGACCCAGGUCGAGACAUCACCUCGCGAACUUCGUCUGUGGAAGGACUGCGACGUGGUCCAGGAUUACGUGACCGUGUACGACGGCUACACGACCCGGGACCCAGUGAUCCUGAAAUUCUGCGGAGGUGGCGAACCUGUGCCGGAAGCCACCAGCAGCGGUACCGAGAUCCUGGUCGAGUUCACCACGUCUCCUUAUGGCACGUUUCUCCACCCGACGCCGCCACACUCGCUCCACGGCUUUCAAUUAGAAGUGCAAGUGAAGUUCGUGGACGUAGAUUCGCUGACGUACGCGAAGGACAAGCACUGCGAGUUCUGGCUGCAGGGUAGUGGAGGUGGAGUUCUGGUCUCGCCACGGCACUCUCUGCCACGGAACAGCACGUGUCUGUACCACCUACGAGGAGCUGGUCCAAUGUUACCCAGUCCGACGCCACCUCGUCCCUUGCCGAAAUUUCCCGAGCAGAGGCCUGGCACCGUGUGGAGGAGGCCUGCACCGAGGCCACCGCAGCCGCAGUUCCGCGUGUGGCUGUCCAUCCUCAAGUUCCACGUGGGCACCAGCCUGUCGACCAGCGACGAAGACUGCUCCACCACCCUUAUGGUGUGGGACGGCGAGAUGAUGCCACUGUCAGAGUGCUACGACCUAGCCUGCGAGGGGAACAGCGAGAAGGAGCACCAGCAGCACGGAGACAGGUCCGCGGCGCCAGCGCACCCUCUCGCAGCCCGUCCAGUCGGGAACACCACCCUCCUGGCGCGUUAUUGCAAGGACAGGCUGCCCAGAACCUGCGACCACGCGAUCCUGCAGAACACCAGUCGCCCCUGCUCCCUCGGAGAGAGCUUCGUUUCCAGCGGGAGCAGCCUGACCAUCGAGAUGCGGAUGGUCGAGUCGACGGCACUCAGGCCAGUGAAUUUCCGCGCGCUGUAUGAAUUCGUCGAUCUUCACCAGGACGGAGAUCCUUACGGGAGCGGACCCUGUUCCAGGAUCUUCUACAGCCGCAAUCGGGAUCAUUACCCUGAUCGUAGAUUCCAGGCACCUCGCGAUAUUUUCCUUUAUGGCCGCGGAGGCGCGAAAAAUAUGAGUUGCGUGUACCGAUUCGAGGGCGAGCACGACGAGAUCGUGGAACUGCGGUUCAACAAGCUAUUGAACGGAAAUCGGACAUGCCGCAGCGUCUCCAGUCCAGACUUCAAUCGGCUACUAUGCGUCGGUUCAGAGAACUUCUCGGUGAAGGUGCUGGAUCUUCCAUGGCCAAACGUGCCACCAGUCCAACGGGACUGCUUCUGCUCGAAUCGAUCUCUGCCGAUGAACGUCAAGUCCACGUCUAACAUUGUCGAGGUACAUUUCACCGUGACAUCUAUGGACUCAUUGGACGACUAUAACAACCUGUUCUUCGAGGGCACCUGGGGCUUUAUGAAAAUCAGCCCCUGCAUGCAAAAACGUAGAAUGAGGGGACCAUCAGGGGAAAUCAAAUAUAAGACGCCUAUUACAGACGAAGAAGAGAAAAAUUGCGAGAAGUAUCCGUGGCUGAUCGACCCAGGUCCUAACCAAUAUCUCUACGUGAAAAUGCAUGGCACAAUAAUGUCAAACACGAGCAAGUGCGCGACGAAGAAUCGAAUCGUGGUGCACACGGGUGGCCAGAUCCACGUAUCAGUAUGCCCGAAACCACCUGCGGAGUCCAGGCAUCACGUGGUCGAGAUUUUCAGUGACGGCUGGGCCGUCAGUAGCAAUGCUAUGAUCUUAGCUCCGGGUCAGGACCCCAUCAGGACUAUAGUUGUCGAGUUUAUCGUCAAGGAACCGGAUACGUACACGGUUACCUGGCUAGAGCUUACUAGAAGGCCAUCGGUAACAUCCACCGCAGGGCUACAGAUGCCACGUGACUGCGAACAGCGAUGUCCAGAGCUAGACGCAUGUAUAGACGCGUCUCUAUGGUGUGACGGGGUCUCCCAUUGUCCAUCAGGCUACGAUGAAGCCCUGACCCAUUGCUCGAUCCUCAUGCAAUUACCUCCACUGCACCUGGGCCUCGGUAUCCUUGCCAUCAUCACGAUCCUCUGCGUGAUCUUCUUCGUGAUUUGGCGAAUCUGCAGACAACGAGCAAACCGGUCGAUAUCGCAGCACCGGCUGAAGAGUAUCUCCUCGGAAACGGCGAUCAUCGACGGAAAAGAAGUGAUUUGCUGACACAGCGACAGUUCUGUGCGAUACGUAGAGGUCGACCGGGUGACCACCGUGUGACGAUAGCC